Messenger RNA from Eleginops maclovinus (Patagonian blennie), 2832 nucleotides. RefSeq names its product G protein-coupled receptor kinase 7b (gene grk7b). The record is from RefSeq and is a predicted model, not a curated record. Gene Ontology annotation, cellular component: cytoplasm. Lineage: Eukaryota; Metazoa; Chordata; Actinopteri; Perciformes; Eleginopidae. The coding region runs from base 63 to 1694 and encodes 543 amino acids. The transcript is spliced from 4 exons. Gene Ontology annotation, molecular function: ATP binding; rhodopsin kinase activity. Gene Ontology annotation, biological process: protein phosphorylation; regulation of signal transduction; signal transduction.
UGCAGUUGAUUGAGCGGCAUGUGUAGUUGAUCAUGUAGGCUAUGUGACAGCAUACAACCAAAAUGAGUAACCUGCAUGGACUGGACAACUUGGUGGCCAACACGGCCUACCUGAAGGCUCAGAAUAUUAAUCGCUAUAAGCUGAGAGAACAUUGGAUCUUUCUGUCGCUUCCCAAACCAAAGAUGUCCUCCGAUCUCCAAGCGUCAGUGGGGAGGAAUUACGAGUCACUAUGUGAGCAACAGCCCAUCGGGAGGAAGCUGUUCCAGCAGUUUCUCCUGGCCUCUAACUCGCAGUAUAUGGUCGCCAUUGAGUUCCUGCAGGAGCUGAGUGACUGGAGCUUUGCUGAAAACGAAGCCAGAGAGAAGGCCAAACAGAGAAUCCUCACUAAGUUUUUUCUGCCCGACUCCAGUAGUUUUCUCUCAUACCUUACAGGAGAGGAAGCUAAAAUAUGCAAGGCUUUAUCAAACAAAUUUGAUGAGGUGAUGUUGGACGAGUUGAGAAAGGCCACUAGAGACUUCCUGAGUGGUAAACCUUUCUUGGAGUAUCAGGAGAGCCCCUUUUUUCAUAGGUUUUUGCAGUGGAAGGAGUACGAGAAACAGAAAAUCAAUGACAAAUACUUUUAUGAGUUUAGGACUUUAGGAAAAGGUGGCUUUGGUGAGGUGUGUGCAGUGCAGGUCAAACACACAGGCCAGAUGUAUGCCUGCAAGAAGCUGGAUAAGAGGUGCUUGAAGAAGAAAGGUUGUGAGAGGCUUGCCCUUCUGGAGAAGCGGAUCCUGGAAAAGGUCAACAGCCUCUUCAUUGUAAACUUAGCUUACGCUUACGACAACAAGACCCACCUGUGCCUGGUCAUGGACCUUAUGAAUGGAGGAGACCUCAAUUUCCACAUCUACGAGCUUGGGGUGCGUGGUAUGUGUAUGGAGCGAGUUGUUUACUAUGCAGCCCAGAUAACCACUGGGAUUCUUCACCUGCACACUUUGGACAUAGUUUACCGGGACAUGAAGCCUGAGAAUGUGCUGCUGGAUGCCAAAGGACAGUGUCGGCUGUCAGACCUGGGAUUGGCUAUAGAGCUGCCAAAGAACCAAAAGGUUUGCCAGAAGGCUGGUACGACUGGUUACAUGGCCCCUGAGAUACUAAGGAAGGAGUCCUAUCGCACAUCUGUGGACUGGUGGUCUCUGGGCUGUACCAUAUAUGAGAUGGUGGCCGCCCGUUUGCCAUUUAAAGACUUCAGGGAAAAGGUGCAGAAUGAUGAGGUGACUCGUCGCACACUGGAGGAUGACUGCAAGUUUGAACACAAAAACUUUGAUGAUUCCUCCAGAGAUCUCAUCAGAUGCUUUCUUAAGAAGAAGGCUGUGUUUCGCCUUGGGUGCCGCAAUAGCAAUGACGAUCCUAGGGACCAUGUGUUUUUCAAGAGCAUCAAUUUCCGCUGUCUGGAGGCUGGACUAGUGGAUCCGCCAUGGGUGCCAAAAUCAAACGUGGUCUACGCCAAGGACACAGAUCGUUUAAUGGACACUUCCGCCGUUGAAGAUAUAAAGUUUGAGCAAAGGGAUGAAGAAUUCUUCAAGCUGUUCAGCACAGGCGCAGUCUCCAUCCAAUGGCAGAAGGAAAUGAUCAACAGCGGUUUGUUUGAUCAUCUGAACCACAAAGAAAAUAACUACAACAGCAACAAGGAGUCCAGCACAUGCAAUAUUUUGUGAGAAUUUGAUCUACUAAAUAUCCUUUAGCUUUAAUUAUUUUACACAUCCAAAGUGCCUGGUUUAAUACCAAAUGAGUAAGUUCAGGUAUAACAGUCACUUGCCUUUUUCACAAAUCUGUAUUCUUCUUCCUAAAGAGGAUUUAUUUUGAAGCCACAGCCAAACAUGAUGGGACAUCUGUCAUAUGGGUCAAAUCAAACCACAGUUCUUGUGUCCAUGCCCAGAUGCAAACACACGCUGACAUUGUACUGCUGCUUUAUAACUUGCCCUAAAUUUUGAUGAGUCAACAGUGCAUGCAUACUUUCCAUUACAUCACUCAGACAUUUUGGCAGGUCUUAAGUGUUUACAUGUGUCUGUAAACAAGGUUUAAAGAGGUUGUUUGUCACUGAAUAGCAGCAGGAUUAUUAUCAGUAUUUGCACUAAUGUGCCAGAUAUGUUACACAGACACAAAUUCCAUGAAUGCCUUUUGCUCAUGUGAGGGGACGGCGUAAUACAACCUCAGUGAAGUCUCUCAGUUGCAGAAGUUCACCACUAAGUGCCGCUAGAUACCCAUGAAGUGUGACUAUUCAUCUUCCCCAUUAUUUUGCCUGUGCUGCUGAGGUAUUUACAAGCACUGCAUGACUUGUUCAGCUUUUACAAGGGGAUGCAGGGAGACAAAUUGUCGUUGUUUUCCUCCAGAUUUUUUGGGGGGAUUUUUUGUCUUUAACAAGGCAAUACCAACCCACUUUAUUACCCCCCAAAACCAGCCUGUGUUUACAAGCUACACACAACCUGAGAAAGAGAUGUUUACAUGUACUUCAUAAAACAUAGCAACAACAUCUAUUUGGCUUUACAGAUGGUUAGUUCUUGUAUAUAGACGAUGUGGACUGUUUUUCAAAAUGCAUGGCGAGCUUCUCGUUCCAUGUUGUUUUUAAUUGUUAAAGUAUUAAUCUCUAGAUGAUUACAUGUGGACUCAGGAUAUUUCUUUAUUUGAUAGUGAGUGUAUAAAGAGCAAAUAAAGGGGGACAAAAUCCCCUGGCAAUCCUCAAUACGUUGGGACUUUUCUAUGUGACAUCCAGGACAAUUUGCUACCAGGAUGGAGAAUUAUUUUAAACGUUUUACCUCUGUUUUACUUCGUCAAGUCUUAAAUGAAGCUGUACGA